Messenger RNA from Mitosporidium daphniae, 538 nucleotides. RefSeq lists its product as uncharacterized. NCBI's taxonomy places the organism in Eukaryota, Fungi, Microsporidia. The record is from RefSeq and is a predicted model, not a curated record. The transcript has a single exon. The annotation marks the transcript as partial.
AUGCGAGAGUUUAAUUUAAACUUGAGCAGCGUAACUGAUCUUUCUGAGGCUUUAGUUAAGAAGAAUGAGUCUUUGAAUGUUUACGAGAAAAAAAUUACGAUGCAUGAAAGUAGGAAGCAAUUCCGAAAAGAGAAUCGUAUGUUUGAGCUUUUCCGAGGUCGAUUUUAUCGUGGGUUAUCCGAGCGUGUGGAAUCCGAGCAUGUGGUUAGCCGUGAUGAAAUUGUGAGUUUUUGGUCUACAAUGUGGAACAAAAAUGAUGACACAGUCACGUACGAUGAUUAUUUGAUUCCAUUUGUAUCAGAUAAUCAUCCGACCACGUUUCCUUCACUUGAUGAAUUUGUAAAUAUCAUUAAUUGGCUUCCCAAUUGGAAAGCUGCUGGAAUUGAUGGUAUUUACAAUUUUUUCAUUAAGAAACUUACAACUCUUCACAAAUAUCUUUAUGAUAUUGUGAAAGUUAUAUGUUUAGAAGGAACACCUCAAGCUGAUUGGUUUUACUGCGGGCUUACGUAUUUGAUACCGAAAGGAAUACCACGAAGAG